Messenger RNA from Fusarium venenatum, 195 nucleotides. Lineage: Eukaryota; Fungi; Ascomycota; Sordariomycetes; Hypocreales; Nectriaceae. The record is from RefSeq and is a predicted model, not a curated record.
AUGCCUGCAUCCACCCAGAGUUACAAGAGCGAUUCGCUCAAGUUGUACAAUGACCGCAUUCAAGGCUGGAUGGCGGAUGGGGGCCUCGAUAUUCAAGGCAGGCUGCUGGCUGGGAGCCGCAGCGGAGUACAGCCCCCAAGCCCGCGACCCUCAAAGAAGAAAUCAGCCAAGACAGAGCCCAAGGCGCACAUUUAG